Aspergillus puulaauensis is the source of this 1368-nucleotide messenger RNA. RefSeq names its product glycosylphosphatidylinositol-alpha 1,4 mannosyltransferase I (gene GPI14). Gene Ontology annotation, molecular function: GPI mannosyltransferase activity; alpha-1,4-mannosyltransferase activity. The transcript is spliced from 3 exons. Bases 1 to 1368 code for a protein of 455 amino acids. Lineage: Eukaryota; Fungi; Ascomycota; Eurotiomycetes; Eurotiales; Aspergillaceae. Gene Ontology annotation, cellular component: membrane; glycosylphosphatidylinositol-mannosyltransferase I complex. The record is from RefSeq and is a predicted model, not a curated record. Gene Ontology annotation, biological process: GPI anchor biosynthetic process.
AUGGCAUCGGUCUUCCGAAACCCGGCCGCAAUUUACGGCGCGGCCAUUGGCCUCCGCGUGGUUCUCCUAUUUUACGGAGCGUGGCAAGACGCACACUCGGCCGUGAAAUACACAGAUAUCGACUAUAUGGUCUUCACCGAUGCAUCGCGCUAUGUGUCUCGAGGAGAGUCCCCCUACUCCCGCGACACAUACCGCUACACGCCCCUGCUAGCGUGGAUGCUGCUUCCCACCACCUGGGCCAUCCCGGGUUUCUUCUCCUUUGGCAAGGCCCUCUUCGCACUGUCCGAUGUUGUGGCGGGGUGGCUUGUCGCGAAGUCCUUGGUUUUAACGCACGGGAUGACGCCAGAACGCUCUCUAAAGUAUGCUAGUUUCUGGCUUCUAAAUCCUAUGGUCGCGAAUAUCAGCACGCGUGGUAGCUCCGAGGGUUUGUUGGGGGUGUUGGUUAUCGCGUUGCUCUGGGCUGUUCUGAACCGCAGGAUCUACCUGGCUGGUAUCCUGUUAGGUCUCGGUGUGCAUUUCAAGAUCUAUCCGUUUAUCUACGGGGUUUCUACUCUGUGGUGGCUGGAAGACGAGGGGCCUAUUCCUGCUACAACCACUGCUACCCCGCGUAUAUCGGAAAGUCGGGAGGCCGAACCCAAAUUCAACAACGCUACGACUAAAUCGCCAGGUGAACAAACCAGACCCGACCCUACUACGACCCCUGUCAGCAUUGCGUCGCAGAUCGUCGACUUCAUCACCCCGUGUCGGAUUCGGCUCACCCUAACAUCCUUGCUUACCUUUGCUGUCCUCAAUGCCGCCAUGUACCUGCGCUACGGCACGCCUUUCCUCCAGCACACAUACUUCCACCAUUUAACCCGCAUUGACCAUCGGCAUAAUUUCUCGCCUUAUAGUUCCCUUCUAUACCUAACUGCUGCUGCGGACCCCACGAGUGGGUAUGGAAGCCCUACCGGAAGCUUUGAAUCCCUGGCUUUCAUCCCGCAGUUGCUCCUCGCUGUCGUCCUUAUUCCGCUCAUUCUAGGCAAGAAGGACCUACCGGGGACGAUGCUUGCGCAGACGUUCGCAUUCGUCACAUUCAACAAAGUCUGUACAAGCCAGUACUUCCUCUGGUACCUGAUCUUCCUUCCCUUUUACCUCCCCACGUCAUCCCUCCUGCAGAACCCCCGAUUGGGAGCAUUCGUUGCUGCGUUGUGGGUUGUCGGCCAGGCCCUCUGGCUGCAACAAGGGUAUCUUUUGGAGUUCCUAGGAAUAUCGAGUUUCGUCCCGGGCUUGUUUCUCGCGAGCCUGGGGUUCUUUGCGGUGAACGCUUGGAUUUUAGGGAUUAUUGUGGAAGAUGUUGGUGGCGGUACUCGUAGUGUGAAGGGCCAAUAA